GAAACCAACUAACUGUGAGAGGAAGACUUGCUUUUACCGCUGAGGGAGACAUGUAGAUUCAGGUUUCUUUGACCACGUGAUUCAACAGCCUGUUUUGUCAACAGAACUCUAUGUUGAGAAUAUUAAGCCAUAUGAAGAAUGACUGAAUCUUACAUUUCCGUGGUCACUCAAGAGUUGAUCACUUGUGGAACUCUUCUUGGACCCCUUCCUUUGACAUCAGGUUCUCCAGAUUCGCUAGCAGUGUUAACGUGGCGCUGUAUUGACAAAUUACCGAUUUCAAAGCAAGUGUUGAAAGUAUCGCUAAGGGAACAAAACAACAGCAGAAGUUUGCCCAAGACACCACCGUGGUUGGCUCAUAUUCUUCCCGCCAGAAAUCCGGAAGAACAGAACUUGGAGGUGAUUGUAAAGGGUGGACAGCUAUACUUUCGGGCUUUAAGAGACAUUAUUGCCAGUGAGGAACUCAGAGCUUGGUUCGGUCAAGAUUUGGUCGAUAUCCUGAAGCUGCCAAUGAUUCCUCCUAGCAUCGUAGAAGGUGAGAAGAGAUUUGAAUGUAUGCUGUGCCAAGAACAAUUCGAAAAUCCGUUUCCUGUGGUUGCUCACCUGAUGUACCGAUGCCGACGUAAAGACCAAGGAGUGACACCCGUUCAAAAUCCAUUUCGAAAAAAGAACGGUGGACGGGUGAAAAAUUUCGACAUUGCAACUUUGACUGACAUGAAUGAUAGUGAAAUAACUGGCAGUGAAGAGCACAACUCACCACCGCCUACCAUAUCCACAAACGUCUCAAAACUCUCCCCCAAGGAAGCUUUACAAGAAGUGAAUAGUGAAAGUUCUAAUAAGAGGAAGAAAAAACUUGAAAAUAUUGAAGAAUACCUAUGUGCGGCCAAAAGGCCGAAGACAGAUACCACGAAAUCAAAUGAAACAGCAUUGAAACUAGACAAAAAAGGUGCUAAUCUGAUAAAAACACAGUCCAGCGCUUUUAAAAUAUCUUCAUCGCCGGGAUCUGUCACUUAUCAUCCACCAAUAUAUACGGGUGUCGAUCUCCAUCCAACAGAAAGUAACAGCUCAAGUGCUUUCAAGAAAGUCGACAAAUCAAGUAACUCAUUCCAUUCAAACAUAAGCUCGGUGUCCAGUUUAUUUCCCGGAACUUUAGACCCAAGGGAAAUUUUAUUUCAAGCUGGAUCUAACAAUUUUUCGCCAUUUCCGUACCCUAUUACCCCUGUGACAAGUAGCCCCCCUUGUGGAGGGGUCACUCCGUCACAGAAUGGUAUUAAUGCGAUUCCACAUCCAACGCUAACCAGUCCUUCCAUAGAUGUGCACAUGACAAGUGCUUUUGCACCAAGUGCGAAGAUUGCAACGACAGUUUCAAAUACAUCUGUUAAUAUACACCAACAGCUGAAAAUUGCGGAAGAACUGAAGAUGAUGAGGAAGAUUCCAACCUUGCCAGAAGGAGGUUAUGAAUUAAGUCCUCUGAUUCCAUCAGGCAUUAAUGGAGCUCGUAUGUCUAGCAUGUCAGCUGCUUUGCAUUAUGCUCCCAAACCUCAGUCUUUAGAGGCAUUUCCAGGGACUAAAGGAUUUCCUACACCUCUUCUUCCAUUCUUACCCCCUUCCUUGGCAGCUCUAUCUUUCCCAACACAGAAUUGGUGUGCCAAAUGCAACGCUUCUUUUAGAAUGACCAGUGACUUAGUUUAUCAUAUGAGGUCUCAUCAUAAAAGAGAGACAGAUCCACAGAAACUGAAAAGGGAGGAAAAACUGAGAUGUCACAUUUGUAAUGAAACUUUCAGAGAAAGGCACCAUUUAACAAGACAUAUGACAUCUCAUCAAUGAACAGAAUCUUGUAAGUUGGGAAUGGGAACUUCUAGUUUGCUUCGUGUUAAUGGUUGAAAUACUUUAUAUUGAAUCCCGAGACUGCUUUAAUUAAACUAAAAUGAAAGAGUCAGUCUGCAUAUUGAUAUGAGGUUUUGUUACAGAUACAUGCUUCAUAAAAUAGCGAAAGUUUUCAAAUAUAAAAUACGUAAAAUCGGGCCAUUGGUAUUUUAGGAAGAAAUGAAACAAAAAUUCUUAGGUAUCUGUGAAAAAUAAAAACAUUUUCAUGGUAUCGCGUUGAAGAAGAGUUUUAUUACGAAUACCCUCUACAAAAUAUUUUAUUACACAAUAUUAUUGUUAUAUAUUAUUAUUAUUAUUAUUUUUAUAAAACAGAGCUUAAAUUCGGCCUCAGCCCGCCAUAAUAGAGCUUCAAUAAUUCUCAGUUUUUGAGUGAAAUUUAGUUUCAGGAGAAGCCAGCUGAAUCUCUAAGUUACGGCGAGUUUCGAUAAUUUGUUGCGUAAUUGUACUACAUUAUAAGCUCAGGAUUCUGUCAUUAAUUAAACAUUUGAUUUAACAGUCAGUAAAAUGAUGUUAGCUACUGAAUCAUGCUUCAGUUUCUGUCCAGUAAGUAAAGCACGCGGACAAACUUCAUUACCCUGAGAAACAAGUCUCCAUUUCAAAAUAGCAAUUAUCUUUCCAAGAAGAGGAUUAUUUAUGGAUUCUGUUUAUUCUAUGAAGAAAGCUUUAUGUGAAUUGAGGGCUAAAUUGAGAAACCAGUUUUA
Molecule: messenger RNA, 2585 nt
Organism: Stegodyphus dumicola
Lineage: Eukaryota; Metazoa; Arthropoda; Arachnida; Araneae; Eresidae
Product: zinc finger protein 488-like
Biological process (GO): regulation of DNA-templated transcription
Cellular component (GO): nucleus
Molecular function (GO): protein binding
Source: RefSeq, a predicted model, not a curated record